Messenger RNA from Scomber scombrus (Atlantic mackerel), 1869 nucleotides. It is a transcript of the gene tm4sf1, whose product is annotated as transmembrane 4 L six family member 18. The record is from RefSeq and is a predicted model, not a curated record. Bases 141 to 731 code for a protein of 196 amino acids. Lineage: Eukaryota; Metazoa; Chordata; Actinopteri; Scombriformes; Scombridae. Gene Ontology annotation, cellular component: membrane. The transcript is spliced from 5 exons.
GCCAGAUACCAGAGGACACUUUAGAAGUCUUCUUGAGUCCAUGCAUCGACGGGUCAGUGCAGUUCUGGCUGCUCGAGAGGGACCCACACAAUAUUUGGCAGUUUUCUCCUCUGCACCCUGUGGUUGUGUUUGAGUGAGCGAUGUGCUGUUCGGUGGGUUUCGCCAGAUCUUUGGGUCUGGCCCUGUUGCCUCUGGCCCUGUGCUGUAUCCUGGGCAACCUGCUGCUGUUAUUUCCCAUGGCAGAAAUCUCUUACAUCAAGGACGACCGCCUGGCCCGCUACAUCUGGUACUUUGGUGGACUAGGAGGUGGAGGACUGCUGAUGCUGAUUCCAGCUGUGGUCUUCAUCACUCUGGGGAAAUGUGGCUGCUGCUGGAAUGAGAGCUUAAUGAUGUGUGGGUCAGUGUUGGCAGCUGGGGUCGGCAUGGUGGGGUCUGGCUACUGUUUCGUCAUAUCAGGGCUCGCCUUGAUGCAGGGGCCGUGGUGCUUCACCAGUCACGGAUGGAAAUACCCCUUUCAAGACCAGUGGGGCAGGUAUCUGCGGCAGCCAGACACGUGGUCACAGUGUAGCCAGCCGCUUCACAUUGUAGAGUGGAACGUGACUCUGCUGUGUGUGUUACUGGCCCUGGCUGUGCUGGAGUUCAUCAUCUGCCUCUUACAGCUGGGCAGCGGUUUAGUCAACGCCGUCUGCCGACCAUGUUGCUAUAAGCAGGAGUACAGUCUUAACGCUUAGACUAACACAUGUGUGGGUGCACAAAUAAAAACACACACAUACAGCUCAUUAAUGGACACAUGCAUACGCAGGAGUCUGCAAGCAGCACUGUGUAUAUGUGUGCAAGCACAACACACAGCCUCUCUACUUAAACACACUGACCUUGCAGUAUCAUGGACACCUGGCAACUAUGUCAGUGUAACUGCUAUAUUUUCAAGCUUCCAGUUUGCCCUGUAAAAGUGGCAAAAUCACUAUGCAGACAUUUCAAAGGCAACAGGAUAUUUGUGCAUAAUAGCGUAGGUGUGUGAAUCCUGUAUAAGCCAUAGAGACAUAGAAAAAAGGAGGAUGUGCUUUACUUUGCCUAGUGAAAGAAGCCUCAGCAGGCAUUUACAAAUAAUAAAAAGAAAGAAUAGCAUCCUCAAUGAUAAUAAUAAUGAUGAUGAUGAUGAUAAUUAUUAUAUUAGUAUUUGCGCAGUUGUCAGUUGUCUUAAGAACAAAAAGACACCUUCUUGUGCCUUGUUUUGUUUUUUUUAAAGCUAAAAAAGAAGGAAAAAGCACCUGUUUCUACAUUUUAGUAACAACUGUUCAUUUACUUCAGGACAACCUAUAUUCUGAAUAUCAGGGUCACUCAGUUUUAUUAUUAUCGUUAUCAUAUACCGUGUACUUUGUAUACUUUUAUAAACCCAACAGCUACACUAUCAGAAGAAGAGAACAAACUAUUAUUUAGCAACAUAAUGGGAGUGGAUAGAGAUGACAUAGUCUUUGAAAUAUAUGAAGAUGCCUGCAACAUAUUGUUUUAUAAUGUUGGAAAUGAUAUUAACUCUUGUGGGCAUUUCACUGGCAUUGUUGAUGGUGUCCUUGCAAGAAAUAAUGCACAUUUUCAUGAUGUUAAUUUCUAAAGGUGCCUCAAGAUUAUCAUGAUCCUGUAUUAUUCCUGUGGCUCCAACCUUUUUACAGUGUGUUGGAUCUCUUUAUACGAGCAUAUUUUUGUGUGUGUUUGUACAUUUGUUUUCAUUUUCAAAGCAUCUUGUUGUAAAUGGUUUUCUUUGUGUCUUUCGGAUGCUAGAUCAGUGUUAACAGACAUGUUAUAUAUAUUUUAGUGACAUAUUUUUAUAAUGUAUGUUUUGUUUGUGCUGCCUUGAAUAAAAAACUAUUUCAA